ACGUUCUUGCACGUCAGAGUGAGUGAGUGUGAGACGUCCGGGCUUCAGAGGGGUCCCUGAAGGCAGCGCCGGCCCUAGCGGUGAUCGCUCCCUGGAGACUCGAUGGAGAGGGAGCGAGGUGAAGCAGGACCUCACACCGGAUCAUGGCGGCGCCUGUCGGGCGGGACACCUUACCUGAGCACUGGGCGUACGGUGUGUGCGAGGACGGCAGGGUCUUCUUCAUCAACGACGAGACGCGGGCCACCACCUGGCUCCAUCCCAGCUCCGGUGAACCGGUGAACUCCGGACACAUGAUCCGCUCAGAUCUGCCUCGGGGAUGGGAGGAAGGUUUCACGGACCAAGGGGCCAGUUUCUACAUAAAUCAUAACCAGAGGACCACGGCGUUUCGCCAUCCUGUGAGCGGACAGAUUUCUCCAGAGAACAUGGAUUUCAUCCUGCAGGAACAGCCACAGGAUGCUCGCAUUAUGUCCAAACCCGCCGGUGAGCAGCUCUCCAGCACAACAGUCAGCGAGGCCUCCACCACCAUCACCUCCUCCAAUGUGGACACCACCUCUGCCUCUAAGGGCUCCCGGUCCAGUGGCAAGGUGCACAGCUUUGGGAAGAGAGAGCAGGCCAUUAAGAGGAAUCCCAAUGUACCUGUGGUGGUCCGAGGAUGGUUAUACAAACAGCGCCUGGCCUCCAUAACUCGAACAACAGACAGCUCUGGGAUGCGUCUUUGGAAGAGGAAGUGGUUCGUCUUGGCUGAUUUCUGUCUGUUCUAUUACAAAGACAGCAGAGAGGAAUUGGUCUUAGGCAGUAUCCCUCUGCCAAGCUAUGUCAUUUCACCCGUGGGACCUGAGGACCACAUCAGUCGCAAGUAUGCCUUUAAGGCUAGCCACACUGGUAUGCGCUCUUACAUUUACAAGCAGAGCUCUGUGAUUGGCUCACAGGCGGAGCACACUGGGAUGCGGACGUAUUACUUCAGCGCUGACACCCAGGAGGACAUGAACACCUGGCUGAGAGCCAUGAACCAAGCGGCACUGAUGCAGAACCACAGCGAUGCAUUCAUCAGACCAUCUGACAAGUUAGAGAAGUUGAGCAUUUUGCCGCGGCAGGCUGUUCCGCAGACGAACCACGUAAACCACCACAAGACCAAGGCUUCAGAAUCCGACACCACCCAACCAAUCAUCCACGAAGUCCUCCUGGAGCCAAUAUACCGCGAAGCAGAGGAGCGCUGCAGCUUCCACAAAGACUCUCCUGUCACCCCUGUGCUGGAGAACCCCAUAGGAAGCACUGGCCUGGAGAUGGAUACUCACACCUCCCUCCCCUUAAACCUCACACCCACUGCCAUCUUUCAGCAGGACCCCGUAUCGGCCUCGGCACCCGUGUCGAGGGUGCCAUCACGAGCACCAUCACGAGCCGCCUCAACGCUACCAUCCAGCAUCUGCACAAGGAAUGGCUUAGUGCAAACACCCAGCCCCAUUCUGGAGCCCAACGGGAUUGCAGCGGGGACAUACCAGAGGGCCCCGUCGGUGCCCCCUGCUGACACACACCAGCAGGUGCAAAGGAGAAGCACUCUGGAGCAAGUGGAGCAGUGGGUCAAAGUGCAGAAGGCGGAACAAAAAGGCCCCCCAUCCAGAGAAAACACCCUCCCACGUCGCACACCACCAACCCAGCACAGGUUCACCUCUGUGGACGCAUAUCAAACUCUGCCAAAGACCCCUCGGCAGAGUCCCACACCUGCCCGACUCGGCGAGUACAAGUACGCCCAGGACCGCCUGAGCCACUUCCGCCUCACCCCGGAGCAGGGCGUCCCAGGGUCCAACACCGUUUGGCAGUUGUACGAGUGGCAACAGCGUCACCAGUUUCGUCACGGCAGCCCUACGGCGCCUCUCUACACCCCGGCCCCGGACUAUCCCUUCGGUCCCCGCCCCCCAUCGACCGUGCCUCCCUCCUCUUCACUCCCGAGGCCCUCGGGCCCUCCUCGCUGUGUGUCGGUACCACCUUCAUCUGAGGACAUCCCCCCACCGGGGCCCCCACCAGGUACCAGCCGAACCCUAUCACCCACACGGAGGCCGCAUACUCCAGCUGAACGGGUAACAGUCAGACCUGUGGGUGACAGGUCAGUGCUGGACAUCCCCUUCACUGUGUCCCCCCGGAGGACCAAAUCUCAGCUGUUCAAGGCUUCUACCAUCGAGAGACGGUCAAUGACUCCCUCUGGCUACAUCACACACACAGUUAGUGCACCAAGCCUUCAUGGCAAAACGCCCGAGGAGCUCACUCUGCUCCUCAUUCAGCUGCGCCGACAUCAGGCCACGAUGGCCUCCGCACGCCAGCACACAUUAACCCAGCUCCAGCGGCUCAACGGUCCCACAGAACCCUUCCACCACAACCACCUCCUCGCCACUACCACCACUAGCAGCAGCCCCCUCCUCAGCUCUGGUCCCUCUCCUGUGUCCCAGCUUGGACAUGUGGGCCUCGCAGCUAUCCUAGGCCCCUGCAACACUAAGACUGAUGACACCUACAUGCAGCUGAAGAAGGACUUGGAGUAUCUGGACCUAAAGGUCGCUGGAAGUCAGACACUGAAGGAGUCAGGGAAACCUGUCAAGGUUGCAGAAAGUGAUGUGGAUGUGAAAUUGAGUCGGUUAUGUGAGCAGGACAAGAUCUUGAAGGAUCUGGAGGCGAGAAUCAGCUCCCUGAAGGACGACAAGGACAAGCUGGAGAGUGUACUGGACGUGUCCCACCAGCAGAUGGAGCAAUUCCAGGAGCAGCCGGCCCACGCCCACAAGAUCGCCUAUCAGCAGAGGCUGCUGCAGGAAGACCUGGUCACCAUCAGGGCCCAAAUAUCACGCCUCUCCACUGAGAUGGCACAGGCCUGGGAGGAGUACAGCAGGCUGGAGAGAUCAGUAGAGCAGUUGAGGACAGUGCUGCAGACACAUAUGAACCACAGCGCCACCCCUCAGCAAGAGAAAGCUGAGAUGAAGCGUGAGCUGUGGAGGAUCGAAGAUGUGAUGGCAGGACUGAGCGCGAGCAAAGCCAACUACAAGAUCACCAUUGAUUCUGUCCAGAACCCAGAGAGGAAAUUAGUGCCUUCAGUGUCGGACCCUGCAGUGCCUUCUCAUUGCACAGAGGUCCAGCCUCCUCCUCGCAGCUCCAUCCCCAGGAUCCUCUCUCAUACUUUGCCUCACAGCACCGUGCCAAAGUGGUCUCAGGCAGAGGACAGCGCCCCUCCCCGACCACCACUGCCCCGCCUCUAUGACUACGAAGAGACGCCCCCUGUGGUGCCUCCUCUGCCCAAAGAGGCCUCAGUCAUCCGCCAUACGUCGGUGCGUGGACUAAAACGCCAAUCAGAUGAGAGGAAGAGGGACAGGGAGAGUGGGCAGUAUGUCAUCAAUGGAGACAGUAAGGCUGACUUGCGAUCUUACCUGAGUGAACCAGAGCUGCCAGGAAUGAGUCACCACAACACUGGCUCUGACGUUGACUACCAGUAUUUCCCAGGCAAAGGUCUGUCAGCCUCUUCGUCUCUGAACCAGUCCAACAACAUCUCGUCCUACGUCACCCUAAGGAGAGGUCCUGGGAGAGCAGCAGCCAGGGAGAGACCUAAGAGUGCCUUGGAGCGCCUGUCAUCACCUACAGAAGCCUCGCAGCUCCCGAGCAGCCAGCCUCGAGGCCGAAUGACCGCGGAGGAGCAGCUGGAGCGGAUGAAGCGCCACCAGCGCUCGCUGGUCCGCGAGCGCAAGAGGAACCUCAGCCAGGGGGACCGCUCCUGCACGGGCCUCUCCACCGUCACCACCCAGCACUCCUCCUCCAGGAUGCCCUCCACCUCCUCUGAUGCUCCCGCCACCGUGUUUGAUUGGCGAGAGGAGCGACUGGGAGCAGAGGGUCAGAGCGAUGAAGGAUGGAACCAAGUGAGAGAGAGAGGCAGGAUUCAGUCUGAUGAGUGGGUGACGUUGACGGCCACACACGUACGAGAGGUGGACGUGGAGCCGCUCGACUACGACCUGGAUAUCAGCCGAGAGCUGUCCAAACCACAAAAAGUUCCCAUCCCGGAGCGCUACAUAGAGUCUGACCCUGACGAGCCUGUAAGUCCAGAGGAGCUGGUGGAACGCUCUCGUCGGGCCGAGCGCAUCAAGAACCUCCUGGCCAGAUCCAGUGUUCAGAACAUGCAGCCAUCUGCACCACUAGACUUCAGUGAGCUGGACUCGGCCCUGAAGCAGCAGGAGAGGAUCAUGACAGUGUCCCACACGCUGGCUUCAGAGGCAUCGCGCAAGAGCAAACUGGUGGCAGGGCCUGAGUGGCUGGAGAGUCGGUGAGCAUGUCUGGUCAAGCCAAAGCUGCUGCAGAGCACUGACCCGCGCCACCAAACAGGAGGAAGGAGUGAAGGAUCCAAUCAUUUCUCAACUAACCGAUUCACUUGUUACGAAGCCCACUCAUGUGACGAAGAGCUACAUCCAUGUUUCUAACAGUGUGUCGAGUUGUAGUUUUUAAAUAGCCCCAAUUUUUUAUUGCUUCAGCACUUACACUGCACAGUUAAGUCAUAAUUUAUAAACAAGUAAAUUGCUCUUUUUAAAAAGAACAAAAUCUACAAUUUCCUGUUCUGCAGUUUGCUCUAUAUUUUUCUGAGUGACUAAAAUGAGUGAAAUAAAAGCCUGCUCAGAUAACUGCAGUAAUGUUUUCACAUGGUUUAUUUAUUAUGUGGCUUAUUUUUGAUGGUGUUAUUUCUACUGUAUAGUUUCUCAACACUGUCAGCCAACGAUCACGGUCCUGUCGACUUCGAGCAUCAAUAAUAGAAAUAAAAGGAAAGUCAGCACACAAAAUAAAUACUACAUUAA
Messenger RNA from Paralichthys olivaceus (Japanese flounder), 4811 nucleotides. The record is from RefSeq and is a predicted model, not a curated record. NCBI's taxonomy places the organism in Eukaryota, Metazoa, Chordata, Actinopteri, Pleuronectiformes, Paralichthyidae.